Molecule: messenger RNA, 1588 nt
Organism: Pogona vitticeps (central bearded dragon)
Lineage: Eukaryota; Metazoa; Chordata; Lepidosauria; Squamata; Agamidae
Gene: JAM3
Product: junctional adhesion molecule 3
Biological process (GO): cell migration; cell-cell adhesion
Cellular component (GO): protein complex involved in cell adhesion; cell-cell contact zone; plasma membrane
Molecular function (GO): protein heterodimerization activity; protein homodimerization activity; integrin binding
Source: RefSeq, a predicted model, not a curated record
CCUCUCUUUUUUUUUUCCUCCUCCCACCCAACGCUGGGACUUGGCCAGAUGGGGAAUGCGCAAGCUCCGCCCGGGCCGGGCCAACGGCUUAGUAUCAUCCUCCCCAUCAUGGCGCUCAGGCGGCGGGCGGCGCUUUUCCUCCUCUUCGCCGCGAUGCUCCGAUACCGGAUCUUGGCUGUAGAGCUGAUAUCCACCAACCUAAAUCCCGUGGUCCAGGAAUUUCAACGUGCCGAACUUUCGUGCAUCAUUGCCUCCACCAAGACUGCCCACCCCAGGAUCGAGUGGAAGAAAAUUGGAAGCAAAGAAACCACCUAUCUGUUGUACAACAACAAGCUGCAAGGAGAGUGGGCACAACGGGCACAGCUGCACAGCAGAACGUCUCUGAUCAUCUACAACGUGACCCGGGCAGAUAAAGGUCUGUACCGGUGCGAGGUGGUGGCCCCCGAUGACACCCAAAUUGGAGCAGAGAUCAAUAUCAACCUGACCAUUCAUGUGAAACCGGUGGCCCCGAAGUGCCGAGUGCCCCAAUCUGUGCCGGUCGGCAAAUCGGCCACCCUGUCUUGCCAGGAAAAGGAAGGCUUCCCAGAGCCAACGUACAGCUGGCACCGUAAUGGUGAAACGCUGCCACUGGAUUCCAAAACCAGCUCUAAGUUCCAGAACUCUUCCUUCACAGUGGACCCCAGAACCGGCACAUUGGUCUUCAGUGAAGUGCAAAAGGGAGACUCGGGCCGGUACAGCUGUCGAGCGAUGAAUGCUGUCGGAAAUGCUUGGUGUGAAGGACAAGACAUGGAAGUCUAUGACCUGAACAUUGCUGGCAUCAUCGUUGGCAUCUUGGUGGUCCUGUUGGUCCUGUCACUGACUACGGUGGGAAUCUGCUGUGCCUAUCGGAAGGGCUUCUUUGUCAACAACAAGCAAAAUGGAAACAGCUACAAAACGCCAACAAAACCAGAUGGGGUGAACUACAUCCGCACAGAUGAUGAGGGCGACUUUAGGCACAAGUCUUCCUUUGUGAUAUGAGACGCUGAAAGAGCACGGGGCGUCGGCGCCUGCCAGCAGGAAUGGGAGUGUGGGAGAGAACAACAGAUCCUCCAUCUGAGACCGAAUAAGCAACCGCAAAGGUGAUGAACGCUACGCUACGUGUGGAUGAGUUUCAGAAAGAAACCAGUGAACGAACAAACACACCUCUGCGCGCACACCUGCGCAUACCUGAUUUUUUACUUCUUUUCGUUGCCAAAGCCGCGCAAGGACUUUUUUAUACAACCAAACUGGUGUCUUCUGCCUGAGAAGGUCCUGCCGGGAUCUCUGCGCUCCUUCCUGGUGGCAAGGAAAGGAACUCCACUCAUCUUUGCCAAGAGGAAAUGAUUCUGUGAGAGAAUAUCUGUAAACCCUCCUUCUGUGGGACCGUGACACCUUUGUGUUGCCAGGGUUGUGAAGUUGUCUCCUGCCAGUGGUAGUUUACAAACCUAUCUGAGCUCCGGAGGCAAAAAUCAAUUCGAGACACUGUUUUAUUUUCUUUCCUUCCUUCCUUCCUUUCCUUUCCUUUCUCCCUCCCUCCCGUCUGCACAUUUGAGAGGCCAUUGAACAGAGG